AUGGUGACAAAGUUUUACCAGCAUCUUCUUGCCUUGGCAUUUGCUGUAAAUGAGAUCAACUUGAAUCCAAAGAUCUUGCCCAAUAUCACUCUUGGAUUCCACAUCUAUGACAGCUACUAUGACAAAAAGAUGACCUACCAUACCACUCUGGAUCUGCUCUUUAAAUCAGAUAGGUAUUUCCCCAAUUAUGAAUGUGGCAAGCAGAAAAACCUAGUGACCAUCAUCGGGGGACUUGGUUCUGAUAUCACCUUCCACAUGGCAGACAUUCUAGGUCUCUACAAGAUUCCACAGCUUCACUCCAUUCUUCAAGAAACUUCAUUUAACAACUCAGCAGGAGAAACAGUAUCCUUUAAUGAUAAUAAGGAAACAGGAGGUGGAUUUGAUGUCAUGAACCUGGUCAUAUACCCAAACAAGUCCUUCCACAGGCUGAAAGUUGGGAAGGUGGAUCCUGAUGCUUUGGAAGGAAAAGAAUUGAUCAUCCAAGAAGAUAUGAUUGUGUGGCAGCAAAGUUUUAACCAGGUGCCGCCCCUCUCUAUGUGCAAUGACUACUGCCCGCCUGGUUAUCAGAAGAAAAAGAAAGAAGGGGAGAAAUUUUGCUGCUAUGAUUGUGUUCCAUGCUCAAAUGGGAAGGUUGCAAAUUGCAUGGAUAUGGAGGAUUGUGUUGAAUGCCCAGAAGAUCAGUACCCAAGCGAGGACAAAGAUGAGUGCAUUCCCAAGACAAUCAGCUUUCUGUCUUCUGAUGAACCUCUAGGGAUCUGUUUAGCUUCAAUUGCACUUUCUUUUUCCUUAAUCACGGUGUGGGUGCUGGCAAUUUUUAUUAAGCACAGAGAUACCCCUAUAGUCAAAGCCAACAACCGGGAUAUCACCUAUGCUCUCCUUGUCUCUCUUUUCCUCUGCUUCAUUUCCUCUUUGCUGUUCCUUGGACAACCUACCAGGGUGACCUGCUUCCUCCGGCAGUCUGCUUUUGGCAUCAUCUUCUCAGUGGCUGUUUCUUGUGUCUUGGCCAAAACCAUCACUGUGGUUGUAGCUUUCAUGGCCACCAAACCAGGGUCCAGCAUGAGGAAAUGGGUGGGAAAAAGAACAACCAACUCCAUUGUCCUUCUUUGCUCCCUUAUUCAAGCAGGCAUAUGUGUGUUGUGGCUUGGAACCUCUCCCCCUUACCCAGAUUUAGACAUGGAGUCCCUGAAUACACAGAUGGUAGCACAAUGUAAUGAAGGGUCUGCCAUCAUGUUUUAUAGUGUUUUGGGCUACUUAGGAUUUCUUUCCCUCAUCAGUUUGACUGUGGCUUUCCUGGCCAGGAAGUUGCCCGACACUUUUAAUGAAGCCAAAUUGAUCACCUUCAGCAUGCUGAUGUUUUGCAGUGUUUGGUUGUGUUAUAUCCCAACCUAUCUGAGCACUAAAGGGAAAUAUGUGGUAGCUGUGGAGGUCUUCUCUAUCUUGGCUUCCAGUGCUGGGUUAUUGGGCUGUAUCUUUUCCCCUAAAUGCUACAUUAUUCUGUUGAGGCCUGAGCUGAAUAAAAGAGGACAUUUAAUACAGAGAAUGAAUUAG
Molecule: messenger RNA, 1548 nt
Organism: Gekko japonicus
Lineage: Eukaryota; Metazoa; Chordata; Lepidosauria; Squamata; Gekkonidae
Product: vomeronasal type-2 receptor 26-like
Exons: 4
Coding region: 1-1548 (515 amino acids)
Biological process (GO): G protein-coupled receptor signaling pathway
Cellular component (GO): membrane
Molecular function (GO): G protein-coupled receptor activity
Source: RefSeq, a predicted model, not a curated record